Messenger RNA from Anneissia japonica, 3129 nucleotides. RefSeq names its product dnaJ homolog subfamily C member 2-like. Gene Ontology annotation, biological process: 'de novo' cotranslational protein folding; regulation of translational fidelity. Lineage: Eukaryota; Metazoa; Echinodermata; Crinoidea; Comatulida; Comatulidae. Gene Ontology annotation, cellular component: cytosol. Bases 99 to 1919 code for a protein of 606 amino acids. The record is from RefSeq and is a predicted model, not a curated record. Gene Ontology annotation, molecular function: Hsp70 protein binding; ribosome binding. The transcript has 17 exons.
AACGCCCUCAACGUUACCUCUGAAAAGAGCCUGACCCUGAGCGAGGCUACACUUUUUAAAGAUAAGUUCCGAAAGAGUUUUACUGAAAAUAUAGCGUAAUGCUGUUGGAAGAAAACGUUCAGACCAAUUCCACAGUACUCGGGAGAUUGCCAUGUCCAGUUACUGUUAAGAUAGAACCAGUUGGAAGAUGGUAUGAAGCAUUCUCACAGAGACGCCGCAAUCGGCUUACUUUAUCACACAAUGAGUCGAUUCAAUCUAGCAGCUCAUCAGACGAGGAGGAGGAAACCAUAUUUGAUGAGGAAGAUGACACUAUGCUCAAGACGCUCAAUCCAAAGGAGUGGAAGGACCAAGAUCACUAUGCAGUACUGGGACUUUCAAAGUUGAGAUACAGGGCCUCUGAAGAUGAUAUCAAGAAAGCAUAUAAACACAAGGUUUUAAAACAUCAUCCAGAUAAGAGGAAGAAAACUGGGCAUGUUGAGAAGGUCAGUGAAGAUGAUGACUAUUUUACCUGCAUUACAAAAGCUUAUGAUAUCCUUGGCAACCCAACCAAGAGAAAAUCCUAUGAUAGUAUUGAUCCCCAAUUUGAUAACGAAAUCCCAAGUGUCAAUGCAAAUUCAAAAGAAAAUUUCUAUGACGUAUUCCGAGAUGUUUUCAAGAAAAAUGCCAGAUGGUCUGUCAAAGCAAGAGUUCCAGCCUUAGGUGGUGAAAAUUCUAAUUUUGAUGAAGUCAACAACUUCUACAACUUUUGGUAUAAUUUUCAGUCCUGGAGAGAAUUUUCUUAUUUGGAUGAAGAAGAAAAAGAAAAGGGGGAAAACCGAGAAGAGAGAAGGUGGAUUGAGAAGCAGAAUAAAGUGGAACGUCAAAAACGAAAGAAAGAAGAAGUUGUUAGAAUAAGACAGCUUGUUGAUAAUGCAUAUGCAUGUGAUCCAAGGAUAAAGAAGUUUAAAGAAGACGAAAAAGAACGAAAGGCUGCGGAGAAGAAAGCCAAGCAAGAUGCAAUCAAAGCGGUCGAGAUUGAAAGGAAAAAGGAGAAAGAAGCAGCUAUGGAAGUUGAAAGGUUAGCCAAGGUGAAACAAGAAGCUGAAGACAAGGCCAAGGCUGAGGAAGCUAAGAAGGAGAGAGAGGCAUUAAAGAAAGCGAUGAGACACGAAAGAAAAACACUCCGAGACACGUGCAAGAAAUUCAACUAUUUUCUUAAUGAAGAUGGGGAUUUAGUGAAGAGAAUGGAAGCUGUCGAGAUGCUGUGUCAGAGGUUAAAUUUAGAAAGUUUACAAAAAUUAAAUGCUGGUAUGUCAACGGAAGAUGCUGCAAAGACUGUGUUUGAAGAUCAGCUGAAGGAAGUCACCAAUCAGAUUGAACAGGAGAGGGAGAAAGAACUAAAACGACAACAGGAGCUGUCCGGAGGCAAGGGGGCAACAGGAGUGGGAAGUGAUGGAGUAGCAUGGAACAAUGAGGACUUGCAACUCCUCAUCAAGGCUAAUAACCUAUUCCCUGCUGGCACGGUAUCUAGGUGGGAGGUAAUUGCUAAUUUUAUUAAUCAGCAUUCAACUUCCGGAGUCACAAGAAUUGCCAAAGAUGUUCUGAAAAAGGCAAAGAAUUUACAGAAAGUUGACAUGAAAAAGAUGGCAAACAAGAAUGCAUUUGAGAAGUUUGAACAGUCCGUGCCAAAGUCGAAGAAGUCUGAUAUCCCAAAUCCAUCUGAACGUCUAGAAGCUGAUAUUCCUAAGGCUUGGACUAGUGAGGAGCAGAAGAGUUUAGAACAAGCAUUGAAGUCGUACCCUAAGGAUUACCCUGAUCGUUGGGACAAGAUUGCUGAAGCCGUCCCAAACAGGACAAAGAAGGAAUGUAUGAAACGAUACAAGGAAAUUGUGGAAUUAAUCAAAGCCAAGAAAGCUGCCCAAGCACAAGUAAAGAAAUGAUUACAAAUCGCAAACUGCUUUUAGGUACUACCCUCAUGUGUAAGUGUAAAGUGCACCGCUGUGGUCUUGGAAAACAGCUGUUCAUGGCUCAUGGGAAACUACUUCAGUUGAUAUCUGGAAGUCUAGCUUUGAGGGGUCUUCAGUAUAAAACCUAACAUCGUAACAAAUUUUGAUUUGUUUGUUUUAAUAAUUGUUGUAUCACUGAAUUUCAACUAGCAGAUUAUGAUUGUUCUUUUCAGAUAAGUAUGAAACAAAUGUGUAGUAGAUCUUGAAUAUCUAUUACAGGCCUAUAAUAGUCUUCUGUAAUGUUCCAUAACAAAAGGAAAAUAUGAUAUUCUGUUGCUUACAGCUCAUCUUGAAUUUCAAUAUCAAUUACCCUAGGUCACACAUAUAAAACUUGCCAACUGAAAAUCAGCGUAAUGUCCCUAAUUUUUAAACUGAGUAAUAGACAGUAUUAGUCACCAAAAAUAAAGUCAUCGCGUUUUUGCCGAGUGGGUAUGAUUUUGUAAACAUUGGUCAAAAAGCUAAGCUAAUGCAUAGAGCAGAGACGAAAGUGGUGCAUAUUAAAUCGUCUAAAAUGUAAUGAAGUGUAGAAGACUCUUUUUAUAACAACGUAUACGUUUGAAUGAUUCAUCGAUUCAUGAGACUAAGAUUGAUUUGAUUUUAAUUUUCAUUCAGACUAAAAGUAUAAAGAGUUUUGAGUGGGUUUAUAGGGUGCCUAGGCCAAUCACUUGCAAGACUCGCCACAUCACACGCUGACUAAGGCGAUUUCUGUUGAUUUGGAGGUACACAUUCAGCUUCAAUACAGUCACCAAGUCAUUUUGUUGCAAUUUUUGUAUGAAAUAUUUAAACUAUUGGACAAACUAAAAUUGCUGAAUUAUAUAAUAUGAUCUGUCUUUUGACUACGAUGGCCAAUGAGUCAGAAGAACGUUGUUUGUAUGACUCUAGAGCUAGGCCUGUGUUGUUUGGUGACUAAUUCAGUCUACCAGCAAGAAUCUGGCACUAAUUGUAGACAACACUUUAAUACAGAGAGGCCGUAACACUUUUAUACUCAUAACUUUGCCAGUAGUAAGUCAAUUGCAGUAAAUUAGCUAUCAUGUUAAAGCUUAUAAUGCGCAGAAUAUAAAUAUAUUAAACGUAUAUUAUUUUGUUUCGGUCACUGAUGCAAGUUUUAGCAUGGUAAGCAGAUAAUGAUGUGUAUUUGUUUCAA